ACUCAACUGCAUCAGUAUUCAGUAAGAGCAAAAGAAAAGAAAAAGGAAAAAACAAAAAAGAAAAAAAAAAAUAAAAAAUGGCAAUUCGUACGUUGAUCGGAGCAUUUCGAAAUCAUUCAUUCUCUUCUCGUGUGGCGCCGUACUCUCGAUCUCUCAAAACACUGGUUCUUGCCGAACACGAUGGAGGCUCUGUUAAAGCUUCAACACUGAGUGCAGUGGAGGCUGCUAACUUGUUGGGUGAUGGCAAUUCGAUAUCUUUACUGCUUGCUGGUUCCGGUCCCUCUUUACAAGAAGCUGCUCAACAUGCUGCUUCAUGCCAUCCUUCGAUUUCUCAGGUCCUUCUUGCUGAUUCGGACAAGUUUACGUAUCCUUUAGCGGAACAAUGGGCCAAACUAGUGCAUGUGGUGCAACAGAAAGGCAGCUUCUCACACAUAAUCACCGGAUCAGGUUCCUUUGGGAAAAACAUUCUCCCUCGUGCAGCAGCACUUCUCGAUGUUUCUCCCAUCACUGACGUAAUUGAGAUCAGUGGGUCUAAUCUUUUUGUCAGGCCGAUAUAUGCUGGUAAUGCUCUUAGUACCGUCCGCUACACUGGUUCAGACCCUUGCAUGCUGAUCAUUAGGUCAACGUCAUUUCCUUUGAAGCCAGCCUCAGCUGGUUCAGUUUCUAAUGCCCCAUCGGUUGAUAAGGUUGAUACAUCAAGCCUCGAUGAAGAUGAUGCAGUUGGGAAAUCAAAAUUCAUAAGCAUUUCCUCUCAAGAUACCGAACGCCCAGAUUUGGGAAAUGCCCGUGUUGUGGUCACUGGUGGGCGAGCUCUAAAAAGUGCUGAGAAUUUCAAAAUGAUAGAGAAGCUUGCCGAGAAACUCGGCGCAGCAGUUGGAGCCACUCGUGCUGCUGUUGACGCAGGAUUUGUUCCGAAUGAACUUCAGGUUGGUCAGACUGGGAAAAUUGUUGCUCCCGACUUGUACAUGGCAUUUGGUGUUUCUGGAGCUAUUCAACACUUAGCUGGCAUAAGAGAUUCUAAGGUCAUUGUUGCUGUAAAUAAAGACGCCGAUGCACCGAUUUUUCAGGUUGCUGAUUAUGGACUUGUAGGUGACCUUUUUGAGGUCAUACCGGAAUUGUUAGAGAAACUUCCGGACAAAAAGUAGACUGAUGACUGACGAGGGUCUUUUCGACUCGCCAAUUUCUGGUAAAAAAAAAAGUUGAAAAUAAAUAAUUCAGUACGAUUAGGUAUUCAUUCAUAGCCUUCUUCCCCUUUUUUCGACUAUACAUAUAUAUCACUGCUGCAGUUUGACUUUGUCGUUUCGUUCGAAGCAGUUACAGGUGAUUUCCGGAGUUUAACUAGUCGAAUUCUGGUGGUGUAUUGAUGAUUAACAUAUGCUUCAAAUUUAAUUUGGUUCUCUCUAUUAUCUUUGUAAAUUUUAAUACAUGUAUAAACAUACAUGGCUUUAAGGUAUUGUGAAAAGGUGCAGCUCUCUCUCUCUCUC
This is a messenger RNA of Erythranthe guttata (spotted monkey flower), 1484 nucleotides long. Lineage: Eukaryota; Viridiplantae; Streptophyta; Magnoliopsida; Lamiales; Phrymaceae. The record is from RefSeq and is a predicted model, not a curated record.